AUGCUUAAACUUCGUUCUGUUGUUGAUUAUUUAAAAGUAUUCAACGAUUUAGAUCCAUGUGUUGAUUAUAUGACAGACCAUAAAGAUGAAAUAAUAUUCUCUAUGAUUUCUGGUUCAAUAAAUGCAGAAAUUAUUGUUUCCUUUAUUAAUCAAUUACCACAAAUCAAUUCAAUUUAUUUUUUGUUGAAUCCAGCCAAUUAUGAUCAAUGA
Molecule: messenger RNA, 210 nt
Organism: Rotaria sp. Silwood2
Lineage: Eukaryota; Metazoa; Rotifera; Eurotatoria; Philodinida; Philodinidae
Source: the annotation of a GenBank genome assembly